Molecule: messenger RNA, 6303 nt
Organism: Cottoperca gobio
Lineage: Eukaryota; Metazoa; Chordata; Actinopteri; Perciformes; Bovichtidae
Gene: rimbp2b
Product: RIMS binding protein 2b
Biological process (GO): neuromuscular synaptic transmission
Molecular function (GO): protein binding
Source: RefSeq, a predicted model, not a curated record
GUAGUGUGAGCUGAGUGAUGCUCGCUGGCUGUCUCCCUCUCUCCCUGCGCUGCCUGGCUGUGCCUCUUUCUGCCCAACGUUGAUGAACCAUUUUAUGCUACAGAGCUGCCAUAGCCAUCAUCCCUGGUUCCGCUGCUUUUCUGUCCUUUCAACAACAGUAGGAAACAUCUGCCACUGCAUCGGUCCUUUAACCGCUGCUGCUAAGCUGAGAAAUGAAGUUUUGCCCCUCCAGCUCCCAGGUGUGCAGCGUUUGGACAGCUUUCGUCUUCUAGAGGACAACGGCGGGGCUCUGAGACUCAACCCGGAGACCCUGAGCCACCAAAGGCUAAAGCAGAAGUUACUGGAGACUGAGAUCAGCACCAGAAGGAAGGAGUGUGAAGCACUUGAGGCGGAGGUGAAGAAAAAGAAUCAAACAUGUCAGACUUUGGAGAAUGAGCUUCAAGAUUUCCUCCAGGAGAACAAGCACUUGAACCUCCACUUGUUCAACAGUAGCCACAAGACAUCCGAGUAUGAGAAGGUGAAGUCUGAGUAUGCCCAGCUCAAAGAGACCCUUGGUGCUGUGACGCAGGAGAGAGAUUUAGCCCUGUGGGAGAGGAACCAGCUCCAAGGCAAACUGGAGAACCUAGAGCAGGUGCUCAAGCAUAUGCGCGAGGCUGCAGAGCGGAGGCAGCAGCUAGAGUUGGAGCAUGAGCAGGCCUUGGCUGUACUCAAUGCAAAGCAGCAGGAGAUUGAAGUUCUUCAGAAGGCUCAGGUUGAGGCAAAAAAGGAACAUGAAGGCGCUGUCCAUCUGUUAGAGGCCAAAGUCCGCGAGCUGGAGGAAAAAUGUCGGUCUCAGACUGAGCAGUUCAACCUCCUGUCAAAAGAGCUGGAGAAGUUUCGGCUCCAGGCCGGGACGUUUGAUAUCCUCAGCACUGAACCCUUAACUGUGUGUGGAUCCCCUGGAUCGCCCAACAAAUCCCUCUCACAGCUCCUUAAUGGACUGGCUGCCCCCAUAGGAAAAGGCAAUGAGGCUCCAACAAGCAGAUCUUUGAUAUCUGAGUUCAUUCGACCGCUGCAGAUCAGUGGAGACAAGCCCGAGCUCCUCUCUGUCAAGCCAACAUUCCUCACUCGCGGUCGAGUCAGCAGUCCAGCACGGGCUUUCCUCUCUGAGAUGGACAAAGAGCUCAGCUCAACUACCAGAUCCAAACCCAGGUUCACAGGGAAGGUUCGUCUGUGUAUUGCUCGGUACAGUUACAAUCCUUAUGACGGGCCUAAUGACCAUCCUGAGGCAGAGCUCCCCCUGGUGGCAGGGAAGUACCUCUACGUUUACGGGACAAUGGAUGAGGAUGGCUUUUACGAAGGAGAGCUGCUGGAUGGACAGCGGGGACUCGUCCCAUCCAACUUUGUGGAGUUUGUUCAAGAUGAAGAGAAACCCUCUGUCCAACACAGGGACACAGUGGCUAAAGAACAUGGCUACCUCAACCACAGUAGCCUGGGGCCUCAGAGGCUGAAAAUCGGAACGGGAACGGGCAUAAGCCGCCUGCUGUCUGACAGUAAACUAGACUGUAUAAGCACCAGCAGCUUGGGCAUGGACCUCCUGAGCUCCUCCAGCAACGGGACAGGAACCUUGGAUGUCAGCAUUGACGAGGUCGGUGAAGACAUUGUGCCUUAUCCCCGCCGCAUCAACUUGAUUAAACAACUGGCCAAGAGUUUGAUUAUUGGCUGGGAUCCUCCUGUGGUCCCACCGGGCUGGGGCUCCAUCAGUGGCUACAAUGUCUUGGUGGAUAAGGAAUUGCGCAUGAGUGUCCCCUACGGGGGCAGGACAAAGUCUCUUCUUGAAAAGCUCAAUCUGGAAACCAACACUUACCGUAUCUCGGUGCAGAGCAUCACUGACCGGGGCCCGUCGGACGAGCUCCGGUGCACUCUGCUCGUGGGAAAGGACGUGGUGGUAGCACCUUACUACCUGCGGGUGGACAGCAUCACGCAGGUCUCUGCUGAGCUCUCGUGGAUGCCCAGCAACAGCAACUACAGUCACACCAUCUUCCUCAAUGGUGCAGAGUAUGACAUGGUCAAGGCGGGAGGCUAUAAGUACAAGUUCUUCAAUCUGAAGUCCAUGACAGUUUACAAGGUGAAGGUUGUGGCGCAGCCGCAUCAGGUGCCUUGGCAGCUUCCGAUGGAUCAAAGGGAUAAGAGGGAAAUCUCUGUGGAGUUCUGCACUCAGCCUGCAGGGCCCCCUCUCCCUCCCCAGGAAGUGCAGGUCCAGUGUGGUCAGACGCCGGGGAUCCUGCAGGUCAGAUGGAAGCCGCCGCCUCUGACGUCUUCAGGAACCUCCAACGGGGCCAGUGUGCUUGGCUAUGCCGUGUGCACAAAGGGACAAAAGAUAGCAGAAGUCUUAUACCCCACAGCAGACUAUGUGACCGUGGAGUUAAACAGGAUUCAGUGUCUGGAGGCCAGGGAAAUCAUUGUAAGGACGUUAUCAACACAAGGAGAGUCCCAGGACUCGCCUGUGGCCAUCAUCCCGAACAAUCUCUUGGGCUCUCCACGCCUCUCCCACAGAACCACUGCACCUUCCCACCCUAUGACCCACCCGCAGUCCCAUCCAGUACAAUCACAAACCCAUCCUCCUUACCCGUCGACGUACCCCCCGAAUCAUCCUCAGCCCCAGGUGCAGCCUUUGCCUCAAGCCCAGCCCCACACGCUGCCCCACGCACAGCCGCACACGCAGUCCGUCUGCCAACCCCCUCCUCAUUCCCAGUCUCAUUUCCCGCACCACCCCAUGCCCAAGUCCAAACCGUUAGUAAGUGCCAGAGAGCCAGAAACCAAAGAGCAUGAGGUGGGACUGCGGACAGUCCAGCCCUGGGAGCGAUCCCCCUCUCCGCUGCCUCCCAUGCGAGGACCCAAACUGGAGCCGCCGCACUUUCAGCCACGGCGAUCGCCCUCUCCUCAGAGGAUCCUGCCACAGCCUCAGGGAGUCCCCAUCCCCAACACCAUCGCCAAGGCCAUGGCCAGGGAAGCUGCCCAGAGAGUGUUUGCCGAGGGCAACCGGGUUGAGAAAAGGAAUAUCUUUAGUGAGCGAGGUAACGCCUCUGAUGAGGAGGAGGAUGGCUACGACUCUCCUCAUGCCAGGAGGAGAGGAGCCUCGGUGGAUGAAUUCCUCAGAGGCUCAGAGCUGGGCAGACAGCCACAGCAUCACCACUACAGCCACAGUGAGGAGUACCACACAGAGAGUAGCCGAGGUUCGGACCUGUCCGACAUAAUGGAGGAGGACGAGGAAGAUCUUUACUCUGAGAUGCAACUGGAGGAGGGCCGUAGGCGCAGUAUAAACUCUCACAACACUCUUAAGAUCAUUGGGAACUCCUCAUCGCAUGGAAACGCUGACCGACUGGACCACUCGGGGAGGAGGCCGGUUCACAUCGGCAACCCCCCUCAGCAACGGCAAAUCCCAUCCAUUGACGGCUAUGGCGUGCGCAGACAAGGGCGGGGACGGCGCACUCCGGAUUACUAUGACGAAUCGGAGCCGGAGGAGACGACGACGACGACGACGCGCGUGUUUGUGGCUCUGUUUGACUACGACCCCAUGUCCAUGUCUCCCAACCCCGACGCCGCUGAUGAGGAGCUGCCAUUCAAGGAGGGCCAGAUCAUCAAGGUCAUUGGGAACAAAGACACAGAUGGCUUCUACAGGGCGAAGAUCCGAGACCGCGUGGGUCUGAUCCCCUGUAACAUGGUCUCUGAGAUCCAAACAGAGGAUGACGAUAUGAUGGACCAGCUCCUGAAACAGGGCUUCCUGCCACUCAACACUCCUGUGGAGAAGUUAGAGAGGAACAGGCGGAGUGGCCGCCAGCAUCCCAUGUCAACACGGAGAAUGGUGGCGCUGUACGACUACGACCCCCGAGAGAGCUCCCCUAACGUCGAUGUAGAGGCUGAACUGACUUUCUGUGCCGGUGACGUCAUCACAGUUUUUGGUGAAAUAGAUGAAGAUGGCUUUUACUAUGGCGAGCUCAAUGGACACAAGGGACUCGUUCCUUCCAACUUUCUAGAAGAAGUGCCUGAUGAUGUGGAGGUUUUUCUCACUGACUCACCAUCUCGAUACCCCCAGGACACUCCUGCACGGAUAAAGACCAAAAGGGUUCCAUUGGGAAAAUCGGGUCCGCCCAGAAGAGCAGGCUCUCCCACAGUGCGUCCGCACAUCCCUGGCUCUGGCCCUGCCACCGUGGGGCCCGGCCGUCCCAUCAGGGCCCCGCUGGACAUGUACUCCUCCGAAAAGAAAAAGGGACUGCUGUCCAAAGGGAAGACACUAUUGCAAAGACAUGGCGCUGUACAAUAAUGUCACUACUUCUUGUAGUGUUUAAAAAAAGAAGAAAAGAAUCUGGACAGGCGGCGUUUGUGAUCUUAGCAAAUGCUUUAUUCUUGUACAUCUGUUGUAUACUAGAAUAUUUGUAUUUUGUUAACAGUAUCAACUACAUAUUUUCAAUACAUUUCAUAGUAUGAUCCCGAGACCUCGUGGUGUCGGCUGAUGUAGUAUCGAGUUACCUCCAAGUCUGAUAUUUUGCUGUAGACAGACGGGACAUUCUCCAUCCUGCUCAAGUCCGAUGUUAAUGCAUCGCUUUGAGUCUUACCAGUGUCUGUGUACAGAAAUCAGAAUGUCAUUCAAACAGCGGUCCAGUGUAAACCCGCAGAACGAGAGAUGGACUUGUGGGGGCCUCAUCUUGAGCUUGUUGCAAACAGCCAGUCGCAUUAAAUUGUCUGAGAGGUUUUGCAUGCUUUACUUCAGCACAUUCCCUCCGGACCCUUUGAGAGUGCAUGCAAUGCGAUGGGCUCAGUAUGGAGCAUGCAGUACUUUAACUCCUUCUCUUAUCGCAACAACUGCGAUAGAGGAAAAUGCCCCCUCCCUCCCUCCCUCCCCAACUAACAUGUCAGACACCUGAUAAAAAAACAAGCACAUACUGUACCUACUACAGGGUCUCUGCAUUAAAAUCAGCCUGAAUGGAAAUGCCUAGUAGAUCCAACCUCCAUGUAUUUGCCUUAUAAUCGCACAAUGGUUAGUACUUUGCCCAGUAGCGCGUGCAGUUCCAUGCCUACUACUCAUUUAUGUUGGUAUUUCAUCAAAUCUGUUUGCAGAUGCUACUCCUGACUUGUGAUGUGCAGGGUAUUGUGUGACUGUCGUGAUGUCCAUAGGACCAGAGCUUACAUAGAACGGUCUAAGACUCCCAAGUGUCCAUUACAGUUCAGCCCAAAAAAUAAAUAUUUUUAAUCUUAGAUAAUGGAAAACCAAUCUCUGCGGCUAUUGAGUGAAUGAAGGGACUUGUUUUUUUUGUUGAGUUCACUGUUUUUGAUGCACAUUAAAACUACUCUACAAAGGAAACCAGAUAAAAUAACAAAUAAAAUGUAAUCUGUGUGAUAUAGCAUCAGCAAAUGCAUCCGUUAUUGUACUGCAUUUGAUUCAUAACAUGCAACACUUUUGGGCUUCACUAGAAGACUAAAGGUUUCAGUUAACGGUGAGACACAAGACUACCUCUACGCUGUCCCUCGACCCUUCUAACCCAAAAUCUAUUAGGUCUGAAAUAUGUUUAUUCAAGCCAAUCUGUCAUUGAUGCCUGUUCAGUGUCCCGAGUUAGGUUGGUGCAGGAUACAAGUACUGUAUAUCAAUAUAUAUAUAUAUAUAUAUCUACACCUUAAUGUAGAGUAGUGAAUGUAUGAUGAAUUGAAAGCCAAUGUAUUUUCAAAAGCUGCCCAAAAGGAUUGUGCAGAUGUCAAGUCUUUGUGCGUGAAAUGAAACGGUCCAUCUUUAUUUCCUCACCUUUCUGUUUCCACAUUUCAUCCUCAUGUAUUUGAAAAUCUAGCCUAUUUUUUCUACACACACACACACACACACACACACACAAGAGUUGAACUGAAACUGCCAAAAAAGAAUGUAUGCAAAACAUUCUGUAAUACUUUCUGUACAAUUCUCGGCCGAACAGCCAUGUGACCCUACGGUAGACCGAUGUACGUCCUUUCCUAUUUAUGGACCAUGUCUUCAGACAUUGCUUUAUUCAUUUUUGAGUGACUGUUGCUCUUUUUGUACUUUGUCCAUUUGUAAAAUUGUUUUUAAAUGUUUAUACUUGAUUUUCAAACUGCCUUUUUUGUACAUUUAACUUUAUAAUCAAACAGUGCAAGCUUUCCCCAUGGUGUCUUGAAGACCAUAUUGUUUAAAAAGUCUGCAAUUGUGUGCUAGCUUUAUGAUAAGAAUUAUCAGCCUAUAUUGAUGGUUACAAAUUAUUGUGUGGGUGUGCAUGUGCAAUCUUUUCUAAAAAAAAAAAUCUAAAUAAAUUUGAUAUUUUGUAA